Neospora caninum is the source of this 29463-nucleotide messenger RNA. RefSeq names its product short-chain dehydrogenase/reductase SDR, related. Gene Ontology annotation, biological process: fatty acid biosynthetic process. The transcript is spliced from 18 exons. The coding region runs from base 1 to 29463 and encodes 9820 amino acids. Lineage: Eukaryota; Apicomplexa; Conoidasida; Eucoccidiorida; Sarcocystidae. The record is from RefSeq and is a predicted model, not a curated record. Gene Ontology annotation, molecular function: 3-oxoacyl-[acyl-carrier-protein] synthase activity; fatty acid synthase activity; oxidoreductase activity.
AUGACUCGCCCGCCCGUGAGUCAGCAGCAGGCCCCCCCAUCGGCGGCGGGAUGCCACCUGCUGGCUGCUCUGCAAGAUAUCCCUGAACGGCCGUUAAACAGGGACCUGAAAGAGUUAUGGGCGGCCUACGGCGAAAACCCGUUUGGCAACGUGUUGGAGUGUUGGAAUCGUUUAAAUCUUGAUGAGGAUGCUGUUGUGUGGUUGAAUUCGGAUGGUGAUAUUUCUGAGACCACGACGUUUGCAGAGCUGUAUACUCGAGUCACAAAACUCAGCAGCUUUCUGCGAGCUGCUGGACUGCAAGUGGGAGAUCGACUUAUUCUGUGUUAUCCUCCAGGGACUGACUUCAUUAUUGCGUUUUUUGCCUGUAUCACGUCGGGUCUCGUCGCAGUGCCAGUGUAUCCCCCCGAUCCUUCAAAGGGCCUGAGUGACGUGCCCCGGUUCUGUGACAUCAAUGAAAUUGCGGGAUGUAAGACGGCACUUACGAAUUCCAUGUACAAGCGAGUCGUGCAGGUCAUAGCGACCGUUGCCAAAGAUUCCCGAUGGCGCUCCGUUCACUGGGUUUGCACCGACGAUGUCAUCAAGCGCCACGCAGAAGAAGCAAAAAAGAAUGUUGGCCCUGAUUUUCCAAAUCUCUCGCCUCAUCACCCAGCGUUCCUUCAGUUUACAUCUGGGAGCACGGGCAACCCAAAGGGCGUUAUCGUCACUCACGGGUCUCUUCUUCACAAUUGCCACCUUUGCUGGAGCGCUUACGAGUUCCCUUCUCACUACGAGAAUGAUGGCGACGAUGAAAACAUCACAAACCACGACUUUUCGUUGGUCAACCAGAGGGAAUUCUGGCGCCGGAGGCAAGAAAUUUCUCUGAAAUCCAGAGGACAUAGACUUCGAGCCUUCUCCUGGUUGCCUGUCUACCAUGAUAUGGGGCUUAUAGGGUUUGUCUGUUCGCCACUGCUCUGUGGAGCAACACUCUAUCAAAUGUCGCCAAUCGACUUCAUUCGACGUCCGUGGCUCUGGCUCCAGGGAAUGUCCAAGUACGACUGCAUCUGCUGCGCCGCGCCGAACUUCGCAUUCGAAGUCGUGACACGGAAGAUGCCCGACAAUGUCUAUGAACAACUGGAUCUGUCCCGAAUUUGCGGUUUCCUGUCUGGCGCCGAACCAAUUCGAGCAUCAACCAUCGACCGCUUCUGCGAGAAAUUUUGCCCGAAAGGUUUGAAGCGCUCCGCAAUUUGCCCAGCGUACGGCCUGGCUGAAAGUACCUUGAUCGUCACGGCACGGAAAACCUGGCAAACAAUGCCCAAGUUGCUCAUCGUGGAUUCGUUUCAACUCCAGCACGAGAAGAAGGUCGUUCCCCUGACGCCGGAAGCCACAGUUACCAUGAAUUCUGAAGAAUACCAGGUCUUGGUCGGGUGUGGUGUUCCACUGGAAGGGGUCCAAGUAAGAAUUGUGGAUCCGGAAACGAGAAAGGAACUACCUCCGGGGAAGGUUGGCGAGAUCGUGGUCUACAGCAGCUCCGUCGCUCGUGGGUAUUUUGGGAGGCCUGACGCUACGAGGGAAACAUUUUGUUACAGUUUCACAGAUAUCCAAGGGAAACCAACGCCGCCCCUCGGCAUGAGGACGGGAGAUGGCGGCUUUAUGUACGAAGGUGAACUAUUUGUGGCUGCCCGGCUGAAAGAUUUGAUCAUCAUUCGAGGCCGCAAUUUCUAUCCGCAAGAUAUUGAGGAGGCCGUCGAUAAGGUGCCCAUGGUCAGACCGGGCUCUUCUGCAGCCUUUGCCAUUGAAGUCGAUGGUCACGAGGCCCUUGCUGUGGCUGCAGAAGUCCGUUUAGAGGAGGGAAUCAAAGGUCUCUGGCUCCGCGUAAAACGGCAAUUUGAUAGAAGCCACUAUGAACAAAUUGUACGAGACAUAUCGAAGUCUGUUGCGGCGAACACGGGCCUUACAAUUCACCGAAUUUGGCUUCUCCGACCACCGGAACUCCAGGUCGACGUGGAGCCGACGCUGCUAUUCAAUUACCCGACCCUGUCAGAUGUGAUCGACUUCUUCGUAAGGGAGCUGGAAGGGAAAGGAACAGAGGACUUGGCAGUCUCGCCUGAGAAAACAGGAACCAGAGAAACGACGGCUGCAAUCAUUGGAGCAGCCUGUAAUUUGCCAGGAGGAACGACAUCAUUAAAUGCCUUCUGGGACCUCCUCAUGUGCGGAGUUGACGCCAUUGCCGAAGUACCUCGCUCACGCUGGGAUGUGGAGGAGUACUUCGACCCGGAUCCGGGAGCUGACGGCAAGGCGUACGUUCGAGAAGGAGGCUUCAUUGAAGACGCGGAGAUGUUCGAUGCCGCGUUCUUCCGGAUUUCCCCAUCAGAAGCAAAGUCGAUGGACCCGCAGCAGCGACUUCUGCUGGAGGUUGCGUACGAGUCUCUCUACGAUAGCGGCUACACCCGCGAGGGUUUGCAGCGAGCAAGCGUCGGCGUGUUCGUAGGGUGCUGCUCGAAUGACUGGUACCAAGUGUGCAGUCAAUUGGAAUUGGGGAUUAGCAGUUACACGACCACAAGUUAUGCUCCGUCGAUCAUUGCAAAUCGUCUUUCCUACACUUUUGGGCUUCUGGGCCCGUCUAUGACAAUCGACACUGCCUGCUCCUCGUCUCUCGUCGCUCUCCACAUUGCGGCUCAAGAGCUGCAAGGAGGCAGCUGCACGUCUGCAGUCGUCGCUGGAGUUAACCUGAUGCUGUCUCCCCACAUCACAGUGGCUUUCUGUAAAUCACGUAUGCUGGCCCCCGAUGCUCGCUGCAAGACGUUCGAUGCGAGUGCCAAUGGCUAUGUUCGAGGAGAAGGCCUCGGUUCAAUUGUUCUGAAACGUCUCUCCCAGGCAGAGAAAGACGACGACCGGAUUCUCUGUAUCCUGAGAGGCACUGCCGUCAACCACGGAGGCAGGUCAGCCAGCCUCACCGCGCCUAGCGGACCCUCGCAACAGCGCGUCAUUCGAACGGCGCUAAGACAGGCAGGGCUCACGCCGGGAGACAUCUACUUUGUUGAAACCCACGGGACGGGGACGUCGUUGGGAGAUCCCAUCGAAGUGGGGGCGCUGAAGUCUGUUUUUGCUGCCAGCCGCGACGCCAAGACAAAACCGCUGAUUCUCGGUGCCGCAAAGACGAAUAUCGGGCAUCUGGAGGGAGCUGCUGGCAUUGCGGGUGUUCUCAAAGCCAUGCUCGCCCUUCGCUACAAACAGAUACCCCCCAACCUGCACUUCAAACAGAUGAAUCCCCACAUUGACGUCAGAGAAUUUCACGUCGUCGUUCCCACUGCACCGAUGGCCUUCCCGAGGGAGGAAGGCGGCCGGCUGUUUGCUGGUGUGAGUUCCUUUGGAUUCGGAGGUGCCAAUGGCCACGUCAUUCUCCAGGAAGCUUUGCAGCAACCCACUGGAGACAAGCCGCCCUGCAAACGCCACUCAAAGCGCAGCAUCAUUUGUUUCAUGUUCACCGGUGAAGGCUACGAGGUCUCUUGCAUGGGGCGGCACUUGUAUCAAACGGAUGACGUGUUCAAGGAGAUCAUCAACAAAUGCAACGAUAUUCUAAAGCGAUGGCUGAAUGUACCUUUGCUUUCCAUUCUCUAUCCGCCGACAGAUAAAAAAAUGGAGAUGGAUAAGAUGAUGUGUCAAGCGCGGUUCGGCCACACUGCGUUGUUCGCCUUUGAAUAUGCACUGGCUGAAUCCAUGGUCAGUAAAGGUGUGAAGCCGGAUGUUGUCUUCGGCGUGGGUCUCGGUGAGUUUGUGGCAGCAGCCUUCUCAGGAGUAAUGGGCCUUGAAGAAGCUCUUUACGUUGUUACGCAGCGCGCAAAGCUGAUCGACAACCUCCCGCCGUUUGAGGGCGUUAUGGUUGCGUGCCGCGUCAGCGAACAGGAGGUUGAAAUGGCACUCUCGGAGAUGGAAAUAAACUCUCGCAAGUCGAUUUCCGUUGCUGUGGUGUAUGGCAGGAAGAACUUGAUUCUGUCUGGCGAGCAAUCGGAAAUCGAUAAUGUUCUCAUGAAACUGAAUAUUGCCGGACGGUGGAAGUACCUGCCGGUGCACAAUGUGCUCACAAUGAAUCUUGUUUCAGAUAUUGUUCCCCCCUUCACUCAUCUCAUGUCGACGGUAAAGCUAUGCCGUCCCAAGGUCCGUCUGGUGAGUAGCACAACCGGAGAGUUCGUCGACAAGGAAGCGUUGUCUGGCCGCUUCUGGUCCCGGCAAGUUUCUCAGACUGUUCAGCUGCAGCAAGCCGUCGGAAAUAUCGUAGCUUCUGGUUGCUCUUUGUUCGUUGAGAUCGGCCCUCAAGUCGUGCUUACCAAACUUGCCCAGCAGAGUCUCAACGGCAACGCAAAGGACGUUACAUGGGUACCUUCCUACGACACCACCAGCGACGACGCUCGUUUCUUUGAGAAGGCCAUAGAUGCAUGCAACGAAGCCAUCAAAAUAAUCGGUGAAGAGCGUAGUCUGGAAGAAGGCCAACAUGGUCAAGAAGAACUCAUUUUCCACCGAAAGCCCUUCCCCUGGACAGAGAUCCCGCAUCCAUUCCUCAGUGGCCAUAAGUUCACAGAGAAAGAUGAUGUUGUCUUCGAGAAUGCCUUCCCUCGACGAGCGAUUCCUUUGAUCGCUGACCACGCCGUGAAUGGAACAGCGAUGAUGCCGGGCGCGGGGAUGCUUGAGAUGGUUGGCGCUGCCGCGCUCGCUCUUGACCUCCGUACGACCUCUGGAGCCGUUGCCCUCGAAAAUGUCUCUUUUGAGCGUCCUAUGCUUAUUGGAGCACACCGAGUCACCUAUGAAUACAACAGGAGACAUUCGUUAGGCGAAGGAGGAGGCGCAGGUACGAGUCCUAGAACCGUGCGGACUCCACGCCUCGUGAACGACGCGUACACACGCUUGGGUCUCCGCGAAAAGAGUGCGGAGAAGGCUAUCGCGGAAACAGCAGGACCCGCGUCGACUGAGGCCGGCCAGAAUCCAGUGUCCGUCCACCAUCACGCGAGCCACACGAAACUCGGCGUCCUGGAGGACAUCAAGGACUACGCCCAUAACAUGCUUCGUCGCGCAGCCCUGCAUGCGGAAGAGAGUGAUGUGCCCGCCUCUCUGCCGCCCUCUGUAGCUCAGCCAAGCAUCAUCGCGAGACAUCCCCGAGAGGGAAGCUGUGGAACCGUAAGCCGAACCAGCGGCAUUGUGUCGUCUACGGACCGCGGCGAUGGCCUGGCUGUACCUCUCAGCGUGGAGAUGACGAUACGGUGUCGAGUGACCAAGAUGAAGGAGGUGGAACUGAGCACUGUGUGGGAUGAUGAGGUGACCGAUCACUGUUAUGCGACGAUUGUCAUCGCCGACAAAAAACAAGAGACCUACCCUUCGCUACAGGAAGUACGAAGCCGCUGCGCACAUCGUAUGGAUGUCAACGAGUACUACGACAUGCUCUACGACGCUGGGCUACAGUAUGGCCCUCGGUUCCGCACGAUUCAGGAACUGCACCGAGGGGAGAAAGAAGCUGUAGCCAGAGUACAGGUUGUCGGCAACGUGAAGCAAGACCCGUUCGAAAGCGGCUUCCUCGUUCAUCCGGCGAUCUUAGAUGGCGCGCUUCAGGCUGCUGGCUGUCUUCUAGAACAGUCCCACAGUGGCAAUAAGGUGAUGGUACCGGUCUCUGUGGGUAGCGCGACACUGACUAAGGUCGAGGUUUUCCAGCCGUGCUGGGCACAUGUCCACCUGGAAGAGACAAACGCGAAGGCGGCCACUCUCAACAUUACCAUUUACGAUGAAGCGACCAGGGAAGUCGUUGCCUCACUGCAGAAUGCCGUCGUCCGCCAAGUCGAUCCUUCUGCGAAUGUGGUGGCGACAAUACCAAAGGAUAUGCUGUGGAAGGUGAAUUGGCAGUUGGUUGACGACGGCGACAAGGAGGUUGCCGGCUGGACACAAAAGGUGCUCUUCAUUGGUGGCAACAUUGAGCUGGCGGAGGCUCUGGAAAAUGCAAUGGGAUCCAACUGCAAGACACUGAGUGUAGAUGCGCUUCCGAGAGAAAGAGCCGAGCUCCAGAAGAUCUUAGACGCUGAACAGUGGCAAGCAAUCGUGUACGUUGAGGCCGUCACCGCUGGCGUGUACGAUGCCCUAGAUGUGAUGAAUGCAGCCGUGCGUCUCAUCCAGGCGCACUACCUUAACCUCAACAGCGGCAAAGCUGUUGGGGCACUCUGGUUCGUUACGCGGGACACAGUGUUCUGCAAUAUUGGCGCAGACAAGCCCGGAGCUGAGAUUCCCGCCCAUGCUGGCCUCUGGGGUUUGGUCAAGGCUGCUCGACUCGAGAUGGAGGUUUCCGCCGGCUCGCCGAUUAGCAUGGGUUGUCUCGAUGUCUCUGGCGCCGACGUGUCUUCAAUGGCUCAACAGAUCCUCCAUGCCUUGAAGUCGAAGGUGGUCACGGCCCAUGAAUCGGAAGCGGCGGUCAGGGAACACGGCCUCUUUGUGUCUCGUCUCGCCCCUCAGACUGAUGUGGAUGUGCGCGGUGCUAUCGAGCUUCACAUGCCAGAGCGGGGAGCGAUCUCAAACCUUACGCUGCGUCCACAAGCGUUCGCUUCGCGUCUGCCGCCUGAGGACGGCCAGAUUGAACUGCGCGUCCGUGCUGUCGGCCUAAAUUUCCGCGACGUCCUUAACGUCAUGGGUCUCUAUCCGGGAGACCCUGGGCCACCGGGUGCAGACUGCGCGGGCGUUGUUGUGGCUGUUGGCGAGAACGUCGGGCACGUUGAAGUCGGCGACUGUGUCUUUGGUAUCGCUCAAGGCUGUCUUCGAACCUACGUCACAACGGACGCCCAGCUUCUGCGGAGAAUGCCAGAGUCCAUGACAUUCGAACAGGCAGCGGCGCUGCCUGUCGUCGCGACCACGGUUGAGUAUGCGUUGCACGACUUGGCGAAGGUGAAGGCGGGCAACAAGGUCCUUAUCCACGCUGUCACGGGGGGAGUCGGUCUGGUGGCGCUGCAGUUCUGUAAGCACGUGGGGGCAACUGUUUACGGCACGUGCAGUGGAGGAAAAAAGGCGGCGUUCGCCAAGUCCAUGGGUGUUCAGUACAUUUCAAGCAGUCGUGAUGCGAAGGCUUUCGCCGAAGACAUGCGUGCAUUCUUAGGUGAAGACGGCAAAUUUGACGUCAUUCUCAACUGUCUCAUCGACGACUUCAUUCCAGAGUCGCUGAAACUCCUGGGGCCGUAUGGCAGGUUCAUCGAACUGGGGAAACGCGGCGUGUGGUCUAAGGAGAAGAUGGCUGCCGAACGUUCAGAUGUGCAGUACGAACUGAUUGCAGUGGACGAAAUGAUGGAGAAGGACCCAAUUUGGUUCGGCGGGAUGCUGGAGCGUGUUCGAGCGCUUGUGGCGGAACAGAAGAUCCAGCCGUUGCCGAUGCAUGUCUUCGACAUGGCGGACACAGGUGACAAUGGAGGGGUUUCCGCUUUCCGAUUCAUGCAGCGUGCCCAGCACAUCGGGAAAGUGGUUCUCAAGAUCCCAAGUCCUGUGGAAGAAGCGUCUAAAAAUGGCUCCAUUGUGAUCACAGGUGGCCUAGGCGCACUGGGCAUGGUCGUCGCUGGCUGGCUGGCGGAAGAAGGCGCGAGACACAUCUGCCUCCUAUCGCGGCGAGAAGAGGCUCCGCAACCCGGAGAGAUUCCUGGGUGGGAUUGGCUGAGCACCAUCAACUGCGACGUCCAUUUCUUCAGCUGUGACGUGUCAAAGUACGAGAACGUCCGCACAGUCUUGAGGACCAUACAGACGAAUGUGGCGCCUAUUACGGGUAUUAUCCACACGGCGGGGGCGCUGGCUGACGCUCUCCUCGACAGCCAGACACCGGAGUUGAUGAAGAAGGUGUACAGUGGCAAAGUCCAGGGGGCCUGGAACUUGAACCGGGCGUUGGAGGAAUUAGGUCUGAAUGAACAGUUGAAACUCUGCGUCUUCUUCUCCUCCGUCACUUCUCUGUUCGGCAACUUUGGCCAGGCGAACUAUUGCUCGGCAAAUGCCUGCCUCGACGCCCUCGCCCAGUGGCGCCGCGCAAAGGGCCUUUGUUGUCAAAGCAUUCAGUGGGGGCCUUGGGUCGAGCAGGGGAUGGCUGCGGAACUGAAGCAUCAGGUUGAACGGAACGGCAUGAAAGGCAUCAGCAACGAAGUAGGAUUGAGAGUGUUACACGACGCGAUCCGACAGCAAGAGAAAGCUACUCCAGUCAUUGGUUGUCAGGCAAUCAAAUGGAAGCUGUUCAUGCAUCGGUACAUUGAGCAACCUCCGUUCUUCGCAAACAUUGAAAUGGACCUCCAGGUGACUUCUCACGACUCCAACGCUGUCCUGCGCAAUCUGCCUCCGUCGGAACGGCGCGACUACAUCAAGGUUCAAGUUGCUGCGGCAGCUCGACAAGUGCUUGGAAGCAGCGCCCCGCCGCCCUUUGACACGCCUCUGCAGGAUGUUGGGGUCGACUCACUUGGGGCUGUCGAGUUCCGGAAUGUUCUGUCAAAGAAGCUUGGCGUCAAAUUGUCGGCGACGACACUUUUCGACUAUCCAACACUCAAUGCCAUCAUCGACCACCUCUGCGAAGUGUUCGGAGAAAGUAGCCAGGAUGAUAGUCUCUCGACGAAGAUGGGAGUGAUCUCUGAAAAUGACCUCGCCCAAAACGGCAUGGCAAUUAUCUCGAUGUCGUGUCGGCUCCCAGGGAAUUCCACUUGCCCAGAUCUUUUCUGGGAUAUGAUGAUGCGAUGCACAGAUUGCGUGUGCGACAUUCCUUUGACGCGGUGGAACGCGGAAGAGGUGUACAGCGAAGAUCCAGAUCUCCCCGGCAAGUGCUACACCCGUCGAGGCGCCUUCAUCGAGAAUGCAGAAUACUUUGAUAAUUCAUUUUUCGGUAUCUCACCCUCCGAGGUCAAGCACAUGGACCCGCAGCAGAGGCUGCUUCUCGAAGUCUCAUAUGAGGCUUUUGCGGGUGCAGGCUUGACGAAGGAGAAGCUUCUUGGGGCAGACAUUGGUGUGUUCGUUGGUGCAUGCAACCACGACUGGACGUACUUGAUCCAAGAAGACAAAAUAUCUGCUUAUACCGGAACCGGGUCUGCGGGGAGCGUCAUCGCGAAUCGGGUCUCGUACUGCUUGGGGCUCAGAGGCCCAUCCAUCCCCGUCGACACAGCAUGUUCCUCCUCGCUGGUUGCCGCGGACUAUGCGUUUGAGAAGCUCGUGCUGCGAGACUGCAGCAUGGCCCUCGUGGCGGGCGUCAACCUCAUGCUGACUCCGCAUUUGUUCAUUGCCUUCUCAAAGGCCCGCAUGUUGUCCCCCGAUUGCAAAUGCAAGACCUUUGAUGCUUCCGCAGACGGGUACGUCCGAGGAGAAGGAGCAGGCGCAGUGUUGAUGCUGCCCUACACUGAAGCGAAAGCAAAACAAAUGACCAUACACGCUGUGGUCAAAGGAACCGCAUGCAACCACGUGGGACGGAGCGCCAGCUUGACUGCUCCGAACGGGCCGAGCCAGGCAGAGGUGAUUCGCAUGGCACUCCGGCGCGCAGGCAUGAAGCCCAACGAUUUGAAAUUCAUGGAGAGUCACGGAACCGGAACAUCACUCGGCGAUCCGAUCGAGGUCAACGCAGUGCGCACCGUGUUCGCGCCCGGUCGUGAAAAGACGAAGCCUCUGUUGAUUGGCGCGGUGAAAACGAACAUUGGGCACUUGGAGGGAUCAUCUGGGAUUGCUGGACUGAUCAAGGCCUGUUUGGUCCUUACCCAUCGGGAAAUCCCUCCCAACCUCCACUUCAAGACGCUCAACCCGCACAUCAAUAUCGAGGACUUUCCUGUGCAGUUUGUCACGGAGUUUGUUUCUCUCGACUCUGUCGAAUCCACUCGGAAGAAGAACACGGCAGGUGUGAGUUCCUUUGGCUUCGGAGGUGUGAACGCCCACAUCCUCCUCGAGGAAGCAACGCGCGAUCAGAAUGCGACGCGGAAAGAAGAAAACCGACCCAAAAUUUGUUUUAUGUUCACUGGGCAGGGCUCGCAGUACGCUGGUAUGGGCCGACACUUGUACGAAAAGGAGCCGGUGUUCAGAGAGGCGAUCAACCGCUGCGUGGAGAUUGCCAAGGAGUACCUGCCGCUGCCGCUCCUGAGCGUUAUCUAUCCCACUCCGGAAGAAAGGGAGGCCAUGCAAGAGGCCAUCAACGAGACCCUUUAUUCGCAGCCCGCAGUCUUUGUGGUCGGCUACGCUCUCCUGGAACUGUGGAAGUCCCGGGGAGUCGCGCCGGACAUGGUGAUGGGACACAGUCUUGGCGAGUACAUUGCGGCGGUUUGUUCAGGCGUCCUCUCGAUACAAGACGGCUUGAAACUCGUCCUGAAGCGGGCCCAAAUCAUGAGCCGCGCUCCGCCCCGCAACGGAGUGAUGGUCGCCUGCCGCGCCACUGCGGAGCAAGUGGAAGAGGCGAUCCACACGUUGUUUGGGGACGGUGAGAAGAAUGUUGCCCUGGCCUCCGUGAACGGCCUGAAGAGCGUCAUCGUUUCUGGGAACCAGCACGACGUUCAGGCUGUGCUGCGGCAACUUGGCGCUGCUUCUCGGGCGAAGAUGCUUCGCGUGUCUCACGCCUUCCAUUCGCCGCUCGUCAAGGACACCGUCGCCCCCUUCAAGCGAGUCCUGGAAACGGUCCGGCUGAACAAACCUCGAAUCAUGUUUGUCAGCACCGUCACUGGAAAGGUGGCAAGGGACGAGCUGCAAAACACCAGUUACUGGGCGGAGCACAUCACAAAGGUUGUCAGGUUCUGCGACGCUGUGCAGGCAUGCGUUGCACAGGGUGCAAAGAUCAUGGUGGAAGUCGGCCCGCGGCCAACGCUGUCGACUAUGGGCAAGGGCUGUCUACCUCAAGCCACUGCAGAUGAAGUUCAGUGGAUCAACUCGCUGGAGCCCGAGACGCCAGCAACGGCCGUCUUCGAUUCUCUCUCUGCACUGGCUAAGUCCGGGAGCGGCGCCAUACCUGCUGUGUUUGACCGGAAAUUUUUCCCCUGGACGGAGACGUGCCACCCGCUCCUGGGUGGGAAGAAUACCCGGCCGGACGGCUCCGUCGUCUACUCAGCUCCGCUUCGAGACUUGGUCAAGGCGCUUUUCCUCGACCACGUUGUGUACGGCAAGGCGUUGCUUCCGGCGACGUGCCUGAUUGAGAUGAUGGCCUCUGCCACCACGCACAUGAUUCCCAACCAGGAAGAAGAGAAACUGGUGGCCCUGUCUCAGCUGGUUUUCGAGAAGCCACUGCUCAUCCCCGACGACACGUCCCUCAGCGUACUGGUGACUGUCGAGACCCGCGGGCAAGUGCGGGUUGCCAGUCAAGUCACGAACAGCGAAGAAGAAGCGGAGGACCACGCCGUCUGCCAGGUGAAUAUCGUCGACGCCCUGCCAACGGCCCCGGCGUUGACGGACAUCCGCGCGCGCUGCAAAACUGAGGUCGACGCUAGCCAAGUGUACGCACAGCUCCACAACGUGGGACUCCAGUACGGGCCCCGUUUCCAAACGAUCGUGAAGAUCUUCAAGGGGGAAGACGAGGUUUUGGGGCUCCUCCAAGCUCAGAACGUGACCAACUUUGAGACUGGCUUCAUGAUGCAUCCAGCUGUUCUGGACGGAGCGCUACAGCUCUCAGCUAUACUGGCCUUCGAGAAGGGCAGCACGCGGGCAAUGGUUCCCUUCGGCGUCGACACUGUCCUCCUGAAGAACUUCCCGCCUGAAAAGGAACUGUGGGCACGCGUGGUGCUGAUCAAAAAGGGUGUCUCGUCCGCAUCCGCCACCGUUCACCUCUACGACUAUGACGGGGAGCCGAUUGCCGUCCUGAUGGGUGUGACGCUUCGGCCGAUCGAAUUUAACACGGCCGCAGACAUCCCGAGAGAGCUUCUGUGGGAGGUCGACUGGGAACUCGCCGGGUCAUACUCCAAGCCCCAACACGGCUCUUUAGCGACGCCUGCUGGAACAGAUGCGUCUGGUGCAGAAGAUGUGACUCGAACGCCAAGUCCCUUAGUCACUGGCGAGAACGCGGAAACGCCAUCGGGUGAGGUCUCGUCUGUUAUGCCGGGGUUAUCGACUGAAACGCCGCGGACAGCGGCGCCUUCACCGAUUGACGAGACUGCUGGAGCUGUCCAGAACAAGAUCAUGCACAACCUGCUUUUGGUUGAUUACUCCGGGGGCCACCGAGCGGUCGUCGCCUCCAUUCGAGACACCUGCGAGGUGGAGGUUUUGAGCAAGGCAGGCAGUCCCGAGCUCUACGCGCAGCAGUUGCGCCAGUUUGUUGAAGCAGCAGCCACAAAAACGGACCCUGCGUCCCCGUCAACAAUCCUUUUCCUGGCCCUCGACGAGGCCACCCCGGCAGAGGAGCUGGCCGCAGGCCUCCUGGAAACAGUCAAAGUCUUCGCUGCCGAAACGUUCAAGAAGCUUCCGUGCAUCUGGGUGCUCACCUCCGGCGCUCAAGGUCCGAGGCAGAGCGUCGUUGCUCCGAAACAUGCAGGGCUUUGGGGCAUGAUGCGGACAGUGCGGCUGGAGUUGGAGAUGCAGAUAGGUAGAAGUGUCAGGUUUGGCUGCGUGGAUCUAGACAAAGCUUUGGAGGUAAAUGUCGCGCUCCAGUAUAUACUGCAAAAGCGAACAGAGGAGCCCUUCGAAGCUGAGCUGAUUCUCAGAUGCUUGCCUGACGGCUCCAACAGAGAAGCAGAAGACGCCCAACUCGCCAAAGGGGAAGAGCGCGGCGCUGCCGCCAGCUUUGCCGCUGUUGGUCUGGAAACCGCGGCCACAAAUGCCAGCGACGCUUCUGCCAACUCUGCUGCUGCGGAUAGGAUGGCGCUGACUCCUGCGGCGCUAUCGCUUCUUAAGGAAGCCGCGAAUCCGAACGACAAGCUUACCGUAAAUGUCUUUUGCCCUCGCCUGCAUCGCUCACCCAUUUCAGUUAGAGGCGCCGUCGAGCUUCACAUGCCAGAACGUGGCGCCAUCUCGAACCUCGUGCUCCGGCCGCAGGCCUUUGCGAGUAGGACAGCACCGCAGAGUCACGAGUGUGAGGUCCGUGUGAGGGCCAUCGGCCUCAACUUCCGAGACGUCCUGAACGUGAUGGGGCUUUAUCCGGGGGACCCUGGUCCUCCUGGCGCGGACUGCGCAGGUACCGUGGUUGCGGUCGGGAGCGAUGUGAAGCACCUUAAGGUAGGCGAUUCGGUUUACGGGAUUGCCCAGGGCUGUCUCCGCACGUACGUGACAACCAACAGCAAUUUGAUGCGCAGAAUGCCGGAGUCGCUGACGCUCGAGCAGUCGGCUGCCUUGCCUGUCGUCGCGGCAACUGUGGAAUACGCUCUGCACGACUUGGCCAAGGUAAAAGCUGGAGACAAGGUUCUUAUCCACGCAGUCACCGGCGGUGUCGGCCUCGCCGCGGUGCAAUUUUGCAAACGCGUGGGUGCCACGGUCUACGGCACAUGCAGUGGCGGGAAGAAGGCCGCCUACGCAAAAUCCCUGGGAGUGAAGUACCUGACGAGCAGCCGCGAUGCGAGCACAUUCGCGGAAGACAUGCGCGAGUUCCUGGGGGAGGAAGAGAAAAUCGACGUUGUGCUCAACUCGUUGAUUGACAACUUCAUUCCCGAGUCCGUUAAAUUGCUGGCCCCGGGUGGCCGCUUCAUGGAGCUGGGCAAGCGUGGAAUCUGGACAAAGGAACAGAUGGCCGCCGAGCGUCCCGAUGUGUACUACGAAACCAUUGCAGUGGAUUCCAUGAUGCAGGAAGAUACUGUAUGGUUUGGCGGUAUGCUCGAUCGCAUUCGGGACCUCGUGGACACGGGGCACAUCCGGCCCCUGCCUCUGCACGUCUUCGAGAUGACUGAUCCGCUGGCAGGCGGCGUGGCAGCCUUCCGAUUCAUGCAGCGAGCUCAACAUAUCGGAAAGGUCGUCAUUCGCAUAGCGAGUGACCUUGAGGUAACGAACCCUUCCAUGUCGAAGGAACCUGCUGCCCCAGAGAGCGGUGUGCUGGCUGGAGCGGGCAAUCAGGGUACUGCCGCAAUCGGGACCUUUACAAAGGAUAUUGCGGACAGAACGUACUUGAUCACUGGCGGGAUGGGUGGCCUAGGUUUGGUAGUCGCACAGUGGCUGGUCGAGGAAGGCGCCCGGCACAUUGUUCUGCUCUCUCGCAGAGGCGAGCCGUCUGCGGCUGUGAAACAGAGCCCGACAUGGGAGUACCUGACAGAGAAGGAGCGAACCUGCGUCUCUGUCUUGCCCCUCAAAUGCGACGUUUCCGUGAAGGACGACAUCAUCAGCGUGGUCAAGGAGAUCGAGGCCCGCGGCUUCCCGCCCAUUCGAGGCAUCUUCCAUGCGGCCGGUGUCACGGCAGACGCUUCGCUGGCAAACCAAACUCGCGAGUCCCUCGAGCAAGUCUACCUUCCCAAGGUGACGGGUGCUUGGAACCUCCACGAGGUCUGUGAGACUCUGGGGCUAGACAAGAAUCUGGACAUGUUCGUGAUGUUUUCGUCUGUCGCCGCACUGUUGGGGAACUUUGGACAGGCGAACUACUCGGCGGCGAACGCUUGCCUGGACGCUUUGGUGGAGUACCGCCGGUCUCGAGGGCUGUGUGCGCAGAGCAUUCAGUGGGGGCCGUGGAUAGAACAGGGUAUGGCGGCGGACUUCCGGCAAGCCCUCGACAAGGUCGGCAUGCGAGGCAUCAGUAAUGAACUGGGCACGCGAGUUCUCAGCGAGGUCGUUCGCAACCCUCACCGAGCAACAACAAUUCUCUGCCAGUCUGUCAUCUGGAAGAAGUUCCUUCAAAGGUACGAGCGCGUGCCGCCUCUAUUUAAACACACGCGAGCCGGCCAGGGCGCAACUGCGGACUCGACCCUAAUGCUACGAACGAUGACAGCAGAAGAAAGGAGGGCGUAUGUGGAGAAGACUGUCCGCGAGGUGGUUAAGCAGGCGCUAGGGCUCGCAGAGCCGCCACCGAUGGACUUGCCAAUGCAAGAACUGGGCAUAGACUCCAUCGGUGCUGUCGAGCUGCGAAACGCCCUCUCAAGCCGCCUAGGUGUGAAGAUGCCUGCGACGGCUAUGUUUGACUACCCCACACUGGAUGCGAUGGUAGAUUAUAUCAACUCGACGCUUGCCGAGCAGUGCGCUGGUGCGGACCAAGACUUGGCGGCGGAGAACCAGAUGAAUUUGGUUCCACAAAUCAUGCACCGACUCGAAGGAAAUAUUGCAGUGACUAGCAUCGCUGUCCACCUGCCUGGGGGCGUUAAAAACGUCGACGAGUUCUGGGAUAUGAUGCAUCAGAUGCGAGACUGCAUCACGGAGGUGCCCUUGACCCGGUGGAACAUGUACACUUUCUUUGACCCCGAUCCGGACACUCUGGACACUUCGUACGCCAAACUCGGAGGCUUUAUCAUGGACGCUGACAUGUUCGAUAACAGUUGCUUCAACAUUAGCCCUGCGGAAGUGCGCGUUAUGGAUCCUCAACAGCGUAUCAUUUUAGAAGUCGCAUAUGAGACAAUGGUCGGUGCUGGCUACGUCAGCAGUGGCCAAGCGAGCCAGCAGUCGAUAGGAUGCUUCAUUGGUUGCUGCAAUGCUGAUUGGCACAUGCUGGACGUGCCUUCGGGGCCCUUCACAGGGACGGGCAGUUCUACAUCGAUAAUCUCCAACCGCAUUUCUUAUACUUUGGGUCUUCGAGGCCCUUCGUUGACGGUCGACACGGCGUGCUCCUCAUCGCUGGUGGCGCUGGACAACGCCAUGUGCAAAAUCAUCGAGGGAUCUUGCUCGGCAGCUCUUGUAGGCGGUGUGAACCUCAUGCUGUCUCCCCAUCUUUUCAUCUGCUUUAGCAAAGCCCGGAUGCUGUCUCCCGACUGCCGCUGCCGAACGUUCGAUCACCGAGCAAAUGGCUACGCUCGAGGAGAAGGUGCAGGCGCUGUCCUUUUGAAACCUUUGUCCGCCGCACGGAAAGACGAAAGCACAAUCCUUGCCGUCGUGCGAGGCUCCGCCAUUAACCACGAUGGCCGCAGUGCCAGUCUGACUGCGCCCAACGGCCCAGCUCAGCAGGCUGUCAUCCGCGCAGCGCUUCAGAGUGGAGGCGUCAAACCUACCGACAUUACCGUUCUGGAGUCCCACGGCACAGGCACGCAGCUAGGAGACCCUAUCGAGGUCGGGGCGAUUAAAGCGGUGUUUAUGCACCAUCGGGGUGUAGACAAUCCAAUCUAUAUCGGAGCACUCAAGACGAAUAUCGGUCAUCUUGAAGGCUCAUCAGGCAUAGCAGCAUUUAUCAAGUUGGUGUUGUGUCUGCGCCAUCGUGAGCUUCCGGCGAAUCUCCAUUUCCAACAGCUGAAUCCACACAUCGACAUGACUGACUUCUCCGCCGUUUUCCCCAAGGCCACUGUCGACCUCCCUGUAACUCGCAAGUUGUUUGCUGGCGUCAGCUCCUUCGGUUUCGGUGGUGCCAAUGCGCAUGUCGUGAUCGAGGAACACUUCGAGCUCUCGAAUGCGGCGGAGGCGCCGCAGAAGAAGACGCCACCGGUCAAAUGGGAACGGCGGAGCUUUCCCUGGUAUGAAGCGUUUCAUCCGCUGUUGGGUCACGAAACACGUUCCGAAGCGGAUGACAGGAAAAUUGCCAUGGAGAUCCGGCGAGAUGUCUUUGACCUGCUGGCGCAACACAUGGUCGAAGGCAGGCCUGUGAUGCCCGCGGCAUGCUAUCUCGAAACGCUUACCUCGGCAGCAUGCACCUCCGAGUUUCUGCACCCUUGCUCGCGCAAGAUGCUUCGUCCUGAUCACAGAGCUGCGGUAACUUUGGAAGACAUUGAAUUCCAGCGUCCCAUGAUCCUCGAGGCUCCGGAGGGCCCUGGCCACCAGAUCUUCCAGAUGUUGAUGGCGAAUCUCAGUUCGAACGGCAACGCCUCGAUUUCCAGCUCAAAGACUGGCGAUGAGGAGCAGUUUGUCCACGCGACGUGCCGAAUCGCCAGUGCCGAAGACUCUUCGGCCUUCACGCGCACGCCUGAAGAGAACCUGAAAUUCCUCGACGAAGACACGGAUCGUGUCCCCGUUGAUGCGGGAGACAUGUACGCUAAACUGUGGAAGAACGGGUUGAUGCUCGGGCCUCAAUUCCGCACCAUUCAAUCGAUCGAAUGCAGUCCCAAAACAGCCAAGGUGAAGCUGCAGUUGCCACAGACUCCCACGUCCUGUGAACUUGGUUUCCGCAUGCAUCCUUGUGUGCUGGAUGGGACGUUUCAAACAGUUGGAGCGCUCGUCAUGGCCCACGACGAACAGGCACGGAAAGAAGGCGCUACGGUCAACCCCGGGACUCUUAAGCUGAUGAUUCCCUUCAUGAUCCAGCGUAUCACGUUGACAUCUAUGCACGGAGUCGCAAAUGCCCUCUGGGCCCACGUCGCGCUGGUGAAGCGCGAGUCGAACCAGGCCAUUGUGAACAUAGACAUCAUGUCGAUGACCGGAGAGCCAGUUUGCUGUCUCAAGGAGCUGACAAUGAGGCGGCUCGACCCGAUUCCUGUGGCAGAGAUUCCGCGAGAACUGACCUGGACUGUUGACUGGGAAGAAGGGCAGAGUUUGAACCCAGUGCCUGUUCCCAGCGCAAUCGAUGUUGUGGUUAUCGACCCUCUCGGAAUGCAGCACACAGUGGUCAAAGAGCUCAAACAGAAGAUGUUCGCUUCGGUGCAGGUGUUCGAGCGCGACUCGUCGGUCGACGACAUUCUGCACGUCCUUCGCGUCUCUCCAUCUGGCAGUUCUGUCUCGCUGACACCCACAGCCGCAGCAGCCAGUGACGCAGGCGAAACAGCGUCUCCGUCCAACCCGCACAAGGUUGUGCUUUUCCUUGGCCUGAGCAGUGCAAACGACGCUAUCGAGGCAGCCGACUACCUGCUCCAGCUGUCAGCUGGCUUAGAGAAAGUUGCCAAGGAAGACCGGAAACAGGAGUUCUUACCGAUAUGGAUCCUUACCAAGGGGGCUCAAAGCCACAGUGAGAAUGUUCGAGUCUCCAACCCUGUCCACGCGGGCCUCUGGGGCUUUGCGCGUACAGCCCGACUCGAGAUAUCCGCUCAAACGGGCAAAGAAGCCAGCAUUGGAUGUGUUGACCUUGGCCCCGAGUGCCGUCUGCCUGAUGUAGUCCAGCACCUCGCUGUAAUCCAGAGUCAAGAAAGAUAUGAGCGAGAAAUUCUUUUCGACGAAGUUGCGGCGGCAGAAGACCCGAAAACAGAGAAGGGAAAGACCUCGUCCGGUCCAACGCGCCUGAAACACUUUGUUGCUCGCCUCGCUCGCUCGCCCUUGAACGUCAGAGGCGCUCUGGAGCUCCACAUGUCUGAUCGCGGGUCAAUUACCAACCUAACUCUCCGACCUCAAUCCUAUGCUGCCAGAGUCCCGCCAAAGGGGGAUAUGGUCGAGUUGCGAGUCCGAGCGGUGGGUCUGAACUUCCGGGAUGUCCUCAAUGUGAUGAACCUCUACCCAGGAGAUCCGGGGCCACCAGGCGCCGAUUGCGCUGGGACAGUCGUGGCCGUGGGCGACCGCGUGAAGCACUUGAAGGUCGGCGACUCUGUUUAUGGUGUCGCGCCCGGGUGUCUGAAGACGUACGUCACGACCAACUCACAAAUCAUACGCAAAAUGCCAGCCUCCAUGUCUUUCGAAGAAGCCGCGGCGCUGCCCGUCGUCGCCACGACAGUUGAGUAUGUGCUCAAUGACCUCGCCAAGGUGCGGGCGGGAGAAAAGGUGUUAAUCCACGCAGUGUCCGGGGGCGUGGGUAUCGCCGCUGUACAGUUCUGCAAGCGAGUCGGCGCAGUGGUCUACGGCACAUGCAGCAGCGAGAAGAAGCGGGAAUUUGUGGAGUCGCUUGGAGUCAAGUACGUGGCGAGCAGUCGUGACCCCGAAAAGUUCACGGCCGAAAUGAAACAAUUUCUUGGGGAAGAAGGCACAGUAGAUGUUGUGCUCAAUUCUCUGAUUGACAAGUUCAUUCCCGCUUCUCUUGCGCUCCUCGGAAAAGACGGACGCUUCAUUGAACUCGGCAAACGAGGCAUAUGGACCCACGAGCAAAUGAGGACGGAGCGCCCAGAUGUAUACUACGAAACCGUUGCCAUUGACGUCAUGAUCAGCGAAAAUCCUCGCUGGUUUGGCAUCAUGCUCGACCGCGUCCGUACCCUUGUAGACCGCAAGCAACUCCUCUCCUUGCCUCUUACAGUCUUCAACAUGAAUGAUCCGAAUGAGGGAGGCGUUGCAGCCUUCCGGUUCAUGCAGAAGGCCCAACAUGUAGGGAAAGUCGUCAUCGCUAUUCCCAGCUCGCUCGACUUUGAACGAAUCACCGUCGGCCCUCCCACGACAACGCAGAAAACCUACGUGAUCACUGGCGGGAUGGGUGGCCUAGGUUUGGUAGUCGCACAGUGGCUGGUCGAGGAAGGCGCCCGGCACAUUGUUCUGCUCUCUCGCAGAGGCGAGCCGUCUGCGGCUGUGAAACAGAGCCCGACAUGGGAGUACCUGACAGAGAAGGAGCGAACCUGCGUCUCUGUCUUGCCCCUCAAAUGCGACGUUUCCGUGAAGGACGACAUCAUCAGCGUGGUCAAGGAGAUCGAGGCCCGCGGCUUCCCGCCCAUUCGAGGCAUCUUCCAUGCGGCCGGUGUCACGGCAGACGCUUCGCUGGCAAACCAAACUCGCGAGUCCCUCGAGCAAGUCUACCUUCCCAAGGUGACGGGUGCUUGGAACCUCCACGAGGUCUGUGAGACUCUGGGGCUAGACAAGAAUCUGGACAUGUUCGUGAUGUUUUCGUCCGUCGCCGCACUGUUGGGGAACUUUGGACAGGCGAACUACUCGGCGGCGAACGCUUGCCUGGACGCUUUGGCGGAGUACCGCCGGUCUCGAGGGCUGUGUGCGCAGAGCAUCCAGUGGGGGCCGUGGAUAGAACAGGGUAUGGCCGCAGAUUUGAAAGCCUUGGCGGAGAAGGCUGGGCUCCGCGGCAUUUCCAACGAACUUGGCAUUCGAGUGUUGGUCGAAGCCGUGCGCAAUUCGCAGACAGUGGUAACCGUUCUAGCCCAGUCCUUCAUCUGGAAGAGAUUCGUACAGCGUUUCGAUGUCAUUCCGCAGUUCUUCAGCAAUAUCGAGUUCGAAACCGCGUCUCCGGGUGCCUUCAAAGUGCUGUAUAGCUCGAUGACACCUGACGAGCUCCGCGCCCACGUCUCGAACGUCGUUCUGGACACGGCCCGGCAAGUCCUUGGGACAAGUGAACUUCCCGCUUUGGACUCACCGUUGCAAGAGUUGGGUAUCGAUUCACUAGGUGCCGUUGAGUUGCGAAACUCUCUGUCGCAACGCCUCGGCGUCAAGCUCUCAGCAACCACCCUUUUCGACUAUCCCACGAUCAGAGCCAUCAUUGACUAUAUAGUCAACCAGGUUUCCGGCGAGGCCUCCGCAGGAAAAGGAGCAACUGGUGGUGCUCUCUUGUCUGGCGGCCUUGCAGCGGGAAUGGACAGUCCCAUCGCCGUCGUUGGCUAUUCCUGCCGACUUCCUCAGGGCAGCGAGACUCCCGACAAACUGUGGGAGAUGCUGAGAAGGGCGCAAGAUUGCGUCGUGGAGGUCCCGCUGACACGCUUCGAUGUGGAUAUGUUCUACGAUUCCGAUGUCGAUGCGAAGGGGAAGAUGUAUGUGAGGAAAGCGUGUUUCAUGGAAGACGCGGACAUGUUUGACAACUCGUUCUUCAACAUAUCAGCCGCAGAGGUCACCUACAUGGAUCCACAGCAGCGGGUUAUGCUUGAAGUUGCCUACGACGCCUUCUACAGCGCAGCGUACUCCCGAGAGCACCUUAUCGGGAAGAAUUAUGGAGUCUGGAUAGGCUGUUGCAAUUCGGACUGGCACUUCCUGGAGCAGCAAAGCAAUCCAGAUAAAAGCAGCAGCUACUCUGGACCUGGUGGUUCAGGUUGCCUGGUUUCCAACCGUCUCUCCUACGUUUUUGGCCUGAAAGGUCCCAGCAUGACAAUCGACACGGCUUGCUCGUCUUCCCUUGUUGCCGCGGAUUGCGGCGCGCAAGCUAUGCGGUUCGGGUACUGCGACGGAGCCUUGAUUGGUGGCGUCAAUCUCAUGCUUUCUCCUCAGCUCUUCCUUGCCUUCUGCAAGGCCCGCAUGCUAUCGCCGGAUUGCCGCUGUGCAACUUUCGAUGAAAAGGCAAAUGGCUACGUGCGUGGAGAGGGUGCCGGUGCGAUUGUGCUUCGUCAUCUGGCUGAUGCCCAGCGUGAAGGCAAGCGCAUUUUUGGAAUCGUCAAAGGAACUGCUGUCAACCACGAUGGCCGCAGUGCAAGUCUCACAGCUCCCAACGGGCCUGCUCAGCAAGACGUCAUUCGCAGCGCGCUUCAACUUGGAAACGUGGAUCCGCUUGAUGUCGCUUUUGUUGAAUCUCAUGGAACGGGAACAGCUCUUGGAGAUCCUAUUGAGAUGGGAGCGAUAAAGGCUGUAUAUGGAACUGGCCGGUCUGCCGACAGUCCACUGGUCGUUGGUGCGCUCAAGUCGUACAUUGGACACUUAGAAGGAAGCUCAGGAAUUGCGGGCAUUCUCAAGGUGAUUCUGUGUCUACGACAUCACGAGGUGCCUCCGAAUCUUCACUUCGACACGCCAAACCCCCACAUGGACCUUUCGGAUUUCCAUGUAAUCCUCCCAAAAAAACAGAUGAAGCUUCAGCCUUCCAGGAAGAGCGCGACGAUCCUCGGCUCUGUCAGUUCCUUCGGAUUCGGAGGAGCCAACGCCCAUGUGGUCUUUGAAGAGUAUCCAGAACCACCCGCGGCGACGGAAGGUGGCGAAAGUCGGGCGGCAGAAGCUGCCGAAUCAGCAGGCAAGAAACGCCUUGCCUUCCUUUUUACUGGACAAGGGUCACAGUACCCGAAUAUGUGCAAACAGUUGUACGAGGAAGAGUCAGAAUUCCGUUCACGCAUGGAUGCAUGUUUCACUGUCUUGAAAGAUAAACUGGAAGUGAAUCUUAGGGAAGUGAUGUAUCCCACAGCAGACACGGAAGCGAAGAUGCUGCAGCUGCUUAACCAGACAGGCUACUCUCAGCCGGCGAUCUUCUGUGUCGAAUACGCUCUCGCUCAGCUGAUGAUCAGCAAAGGCUUCAGUCCGAGCGUGGUCAUGGGCCACAGCUUGGGUGAGUAUGCCGCCGCAGCUGUCGCGGGGGUGAUGGAUUGGAAGGAUGCCCUUCUUCUUGUACACGAGCGAGCCGCAAUCAUGCAGCGGAUCGAUCCGAAUGAUGGAGUUAUGUACGCUUGCCGAGCAAGCGAGAAGGACGCUCAGGCUGCCAUCGAUAAGACUCUUGGUGAAAAGACCAGUGCCGUCACUGUGUCGGCAAUCAACGGCCCAAGGAGCAUCGUACUAUCGGGCACCCGUCCCGACGUCCUUGCAGUUCUCCAAGCUAUGGACAUGCAGUCGAGAGCGAAACAGCUCACUGUUUCGCAUGCUUUCCACUGUCCACUAGUCGGGGAAGCAGCUGACCUGCUCUUGCCGAAGGUGCAAUCGGUGAAGCUAUCGAAUCCAAAGGACGAAAUUACAUUCAUUUCCACAGUCACUGGGGAUUCUGUCAGAGCCAACGAACUUACAAAACCAGAGUACUGGGCGACCCAUAUCACAAAGCCCGUGCAAUUCCUUCAAGCUAUGCGUGCAACGGUAACGAGCGGUGAAGCAGGCAUUCUCAUUGAGAUUGGACCCCGGCCGACACUGGUGAACAUGGGUCAGCAAUGUGUACCACGCAAUGACUACAUCUGGGUGGCUCCCGUUGAUCCAAAGGACAGCAACAGGAAUAGCUUUUCGCAAGCGCUAGAAAAAAUCAACAGUAACAUGGCGUGCACGUACACCUGGAAGCGCCAGGCUUUCCCAUGGACAGUCGUAGUGCAUCCGUUCGUCGAUAAAUUUGUACAGGAUCAGGACGAGGCGAAAGCAGUUUCGCAGGUAUCUCUCUCUCCUGCGGUGGGAGAAUUGCUGCACGAUCACGUCGUCAACGGGACAGCAAUGAUGCCUGGUGUCGGCUUCCUUGAGGCCAUGGCUGCCGGUGGUUUCAUGCUGCUGGACGGCAAGUUGCCGAGCACCGUCGUGGCUCUAACAGAAUGUGAGUUCGAGCGACCGAUGCUCAUCCCGAAAAUCGAUCCGGCCACCGGGGAGUUUACCCAGGCUGCCAAACUGAUGAUCACAAUCAACAAUAAAGACAUCACCCUGAAGAGCGUGCUGGAGGGCGAAGACGAGGAAAUCUUCCACAGCCGCUGCAGCUUCUCUCUUUGUCCUGGAACAAGUCUCCAGACUGAACCACCUGAUCUUCUGGCCUCUCUUCAAAGCCGGAUUACAACGCCUGUGCCGAUCACGAUGUUGUACGAAACGCUGCAGUCUGUGGGCCUUCAAUACGGACCGCGUUUCCAGUCGAUCCGGGAAUGCUACGCCUUUGCCCCUGACGAAGUGCUCGCGAAGCUGCGCCCUAAGCAGCCUCUCCAACCCUUUGAACGGAACUUCCGCAUUCAUCCGGUGCUGCUGGAUGGUGCUCUGCAAGCUGCGGCGGUCCUUUUCGCAGAAAUGGGCCAUAAAAGGCCUCUCGUGCCAGUGGGGGUGAAGCGUGCACUCCUCGCUCGCGUGCCGGCAGGCUCAGAGGUCUGGAGUCACGUUGUGGUGAAAAGCAAAGACCUCCGGUCAGCCACCAUGGACGUCACACUCUUCAGCGCAAAGGGGGCUAUUCUUGGACAACUGAUCGACGUCGCCGUUCGAGCAUUUGAUUCAGUUGCCGGUGCUCAAAUUCCGAAAGGACUUCUGUGGGAGGUCUCUUGGAUCCCGAAAACACUGGAACCUGCGGAGGGCGUCAACGCCACGGAGCAUGACAAAGCAGGCGAAGCGAACCCAACAGCCCCCAAGCCUGCUGUGCAUCCAACUGGAGGCGAGGUCGAGAAGCCCUCUCGUAAGGCAACGGUGACAGGUCAGCCAAAGUGGCUUCUGCUGAAGACGCCGUCGUCCAUGCUGAAGGGUCUCCAGCAAGCGCUGAAAGGAACGGCGUCGGCGUUUGUCGAAGAAAUGGAUGAGAAAAAUCCGGCCAGUGGCAUCGCUUCAAAGCUGCACAACGGUCAGUGGGAAACGAUCAUCUACUUGGGCGCGCUUUCUCCCACCUUGUCGCCGACUGCCUGCGUAGCGGACGCUCUUCUUCUCGCCAACGCUCUCGGGAAUACGGCACCAGAUCAACCCCUGGCGAAUGUUCUUUUUGUCACUCGAGGUCAGCAUUGUAUCCAGGAAUGCGGAGACUUUCCCACCGCCACAGUGCCCGCGCACGCAGGACUGUAUGGCUUUUGCCGGUCGGCGCAACUCGAAUUGGAGAAUAUAAUUGGCCGACCGGUUUAUCUCGGGACCUUGGACUUCGCCUCCGAAGAUCCACUUCUGGAUGAUCCGACUGCCUUUGUCUCAGCUUUACAGCAGGUAUUAGCAGAAGCUGACCCAUCAGGCGCUGCUGGCGCGUGCGAGCAGCACACGGUGAUUCGCAGCGGGAAGCAAAUGGUCCCAAGGAUGGUCAAAAGCGCCAUCGACUGCCGCGGCGCCGUCGAACUGCACAUGAGUGACCGUGGUGCCUUGUCGAUGCUCAAGCUCCGACCCAUGCCCAAAUCGGCACGGGUGCCCCCCCCGAGAGACUGCGUGGAAAUUCGGGUACGGGCCGUCGGCCUCAACUUCCGAGAUGUCCUGAACGUGAUGGGCCUCUACCCUGGCGACCCUGGUCCUCCUGGCGCAGACUGCGCAGGUACCGUGGUUGCUGUUGGCGAGGGGGUGAAGCACCUCAGAGUCGGUGAUGCAGUUUUCGGUAUCGCACAGGGAGCCCUGAAGACAUUCGUAACCACUUCUGCGCAUCUGGUUCGCCCCGUUCCCGGCAGGCUCACAUUCGAGCAAUCUGCGGCGCUUCCCGUUGUUGCCUCGACAGUUGAAUACGCCCUUCACGAUCUGGCGAAGGUGAAAAAGGGAGAUAAGGUUCUCAUCCAUGCGGUAACGGGAGGCGUCGGCCUUGCUGCAGUACAGCUCUGCAAACGGGUCGGUGCUGAAGUCUAUGGCACGUGCAGUGGAGGCAAGAAGGAAGAGUUUGCGCGUUCUUUGGGUGUCAAGCAUAUAACGAGCAGCCGUGAUCCGAAGAAAUUCGCGGAGGACAUGAACGAGUUUUUUGGAGACGGCAAAGACAAGCUUGAUGUGGUCUUGAAUUGCUUGAUCGAAAAUUACAUUCCCGAAACUCUAAAGUUCCUUGCGCCGAAUGGCAGGUUCAUCGAGCUAGGCAAACGUGGCAUCUGGACACGGGAACAAAUGAAAGCGGAACGUCCCGAUGUGCUGUAUGAAACAGUGGCCAUAGACUCAAUGAUGGAAGACGACCCUGUGUGGUUCGGUGGUAUGCUUGACCGCAUUCGGGAUCUGGUGGACAGCAGUCUGCUUCAGCCUCUGCCACUGCAUACCUUCGAAAUGACGGAUUCAGCUGAAGGGGGAGUUGCCGCCUUCCGUUUCUUGCAGCGCGCUCAGCAUAUUGGGAAGGUUGUGAUUCGCCUCUCUAGCGCGCUGGAGGUGAACAGUUUCAUGACAAACUCGGGAGGAGAAAACGAGAAUGAAGAGAGCAAGGAACAUCACAGUCUCGAUAAGGCUGCGCCCACGCACGCAGUCGGAAAGCCUCUGUCUCAGCCAGUUGCUGAGCAAAUGCACAAGACGUACAUGAUCACGGGUGGAACAGGUGGCCUGGGUUUAGUUGUUGCCCGGUGGCUCAUCGAAGAAGGUGCGCACAACAUUGUCCUGCUUUCUCGAAGAGGUGAACCUCCAAGCAGCGUGAAGGCGGGAGAUCCAACGUGGAAAUACUUGUGUGGUGAAGAGCAGCCGAACUGCAUUAAUGUGACAACGCUGCAAUGCGACGUUUCCCAAAAGGAUGAUGUACUCCGAGUCUUCAGGGAAAUUGAGGCCAGAGGCCUUCCUCCUCUCACGGGCAUCUUUCACGCUGCCGGUGUCACGGCGGACGCCGCCCUUGCGAACCAGACGGCUGAUUCCGUAGAUCAGGUCUACUUGCCGAAGGCCAUUGGAGCGUGGAAUUUGCACGACGCUUGUGACACUCUGGGGCUGAAUAAAACUCUGGAAAUCUUCGUCAUGUUCUCUUCGGUUGCUGCCCUACUGGGCAAUUUCGGCCAAGCAAACUACUCAGCAGCAAAUGCCUGCCUCGAUGCGUUGGCAAUGUACCGGCAAUCUCUAGGGCUCUGUGGACAAAGUAUUCAAUGGGGACCAUGGGUUGAACAAGGUAUGGCUGUGCAGUUGACGCAGCACUUGGAGAAGGUUGGAAUGCGUGGCAUCAGCAACGAGCUUGGUCUGCGUGUUCUGGGGGACGUGCUGAUGCAUCCAAAUGUCGCAGUUGUCGGUGCGCAGUCUCUCCAGUGGCGUAAGUUCCUGCGUCGUUAUGCGUUCGAGACGCCUACCUUCUUUGCUCUUGUCCCCAUGGCCGGCGCGGGAUCAUCCGAAGCCACGGUGAACUUGGCAACAAUCACAAAGGACGCUCUGUGUGAACUCAUCUCCACUUUAGCCCAAGCAGUUUCCGGCGCGGCAGAGAAGCCCGCAGUCGAUACCCCCCUCAUGGACUUGGGGCUUGAUUCGCUUGGAGCAGUCGAGUUCCGCAAUUCCGUAGCGGAUAAAGUGGGUGUGAAACUUCCUCAGAACCUCAUGUUUGAGAAUCCUUCCAUUUCCUCGAUUUCUGACUACAUUCUGGAUAAGGCAGCAGGAAGACACGGCGAAGCAGGUGGAGGUGGCACCAGAGGAGGCAGUGAAGGGUCCGAUAUCCCUGCCUUGGACAUGCCGCUGGAUCAGUGGCUCAUGAGCAUACUUGAGCCCGCUGAGAGGUUCGCUCUCUACAUUGACUCCUUCGCUUCAGAGUAUGGAACUCUACAGAGAAUGGCAGCCGAGGAGGACAUCAUCACUGCGUUGGAGGACUUGGGUGUUGAAGACAGUGGGGACUUUGAGCGGCUGCAUGUAGCGUGGGAUGAUCUAUGCAACCAAAUCAACACGGCUAAGCGUGCAACUGUAAAAGAUGUCAGGGCUCCUUCGACGGUUGUAUCCGUCUCCGACCACCCGAAACCGCGGAUGCCACACCCGCUUGAAGACGUGGAUACCCUGUUGGCGUCUCUCGAUUUCGAUGUGAGCGCACUCCGGCCGGCAACCCCUCCUGGCAAGGUGAAAAACGUUCUCCUAACUGGCGUCACUGGAUUCGUAGGCCGAGUUCAGCUGUCUUCGCUGCUGCAACUCAGACAGCGGCCCGAGUUGAGAGUGUAUUGCUUGGUUCGUGCUCGCGAUGCCGAUCAUGCGCUGAGUCGCAUCAGGGAAGCAACCAAGGAGGCCAAGUGCUGGCAGGAGAGCUUCGUUAGCCGCAUCGUUCCCGUGCCCGGCGACUUCACACAGCCGUUGCUCGGGAUAAGUUCAGAGGAAUUCCAAGAGCUUGCAAGAAAAAUCGAUAUCGUUUACCACACCGGUGGCGACGUGAAUUUGCUAAGCAACUACGGGCGACUGCGUGCUACCAAUGUGCUCAGCGUAAAAGCAAUAAUCGAUCUGUGUACCACGUACAAAGUGAAGCCUCUCCAUUUUGCCUCCACCCUGGGACAAUUCCCAGCGUUCUUUGCGAUGUUUACCGGGCAUUUCAGUGAAGAAUCGAUUAAGGAAGAUUCUACGCCGGACGUUUCUCAAAUGGAGAACUUCUACCCUCCGAAUCGACAGGGUUACCCAUGGUCCAAGUGGGCGGCAGAGAGAGUGCUGGAGGGAGCCAAAAAACGUGGGCUGCCUGUGGCCAUUUAUCGGCUGCCAAACACCUACAUCGCCUACAAAACGGGAUACACGAACAAAACCGAUUACGCAACAGCCUUGAUGAUAGCCUCGAUCCAGGAAGGCGUGUUCCCUAUAGGAGCAGCAACCGCACCACUCACGCCAGUUGAUACAAUCUGUGAUAUGCUGGUCGAAGCGUCUUUCUUGGAGAAACCGAAGCAUUGGGUAUACCACUUGUUUGACCCGCGCCUCGUCACGCGGGCAGACUUGGAACAAUGGAGCCAAGAACUCGGCAUUAGCUACGUGGGCGUCAAGGUCGACGCGUUCCUCGAGGCCAUCAAAAAGAGAGGUCCGGAAUCUCCGGUCUUCAAGUUCGUCCCUUUGAUGCAGCACUGGCGACGUUUCUGGUUCGAUCCUGAGGAACGGACUGAGUCUUUCCCAAUUUCAAAUAGGCACAUUUUCGAGGAUCUUCCGCAUAUGCGUUGGCCUUCGCUUCGAGAAGUCUUCAAGAACUCCCUUCUGUACAGCGUCCGAAUGGGAUUCUUCCCGAAGAACUCGAGGUCUAUCGUUCUCGAUCCUGAAGUUGCUCUAGCCGAGGCGCGUCGUAUAUGCGGCCUUCAAUUGAUGGGUCAUGAGGGCGAAGCCUUUUUCCUGCAGCCAUGGAAGGUUCUGCAGGAGUCCGCGAAACGGGAAUGUGACUUGCUCUUUGGUGGCCAACUCGCAGUUUAUAGGACUGUACGCCAUUACUUCAUGAACGUCAUGUAUUUAGCUGAUGCCCAAGCAAAAUGUCCCGAAAUCGAGAAACAGGAGAUACAGGCUCCUCUUAUCAUUGUCGGCCUCAACCGUACUGGAACGACCUUCUUGCAGAACCUCAUGUCCACGGACCCCAGCAACCGCAGUCUGCGCUACUGCGAAAUGAUUGCGCCGUACGGUCCAGAUGGAAACUACAGGCCUAAGGGGCUACCGAACACUGAAGAAUCCUGGAAAAAGGAUCCACGUAUCCCGUUUGCACAAGAGAUUCUCGAUAGUCAAUUAGGUUUAUCAGAGGAGUGGAUGGCGAUUCACACGCAACGAGCAGAGCUUCCGGAAGAAGACUUCGUCAUUUUCGAGCACUGCGGUCGAUGCUACUCGAUCUGCACGGAAUUCAGCGUGCCGUCGUACCGCGCCUGGCUUGCAGCUGAUAACUACAAAGAAACUCGAAAAGGCUAUUCAUUCCACAAAAGAUUUCUCCAGCAUCUUCAGUGGCAACGCCCCGCCCAGCGAUGGCUACUCAAAAUGCCCUUUCACCUAUUUACUCUUGAAGCGCUGUUCGAUACGUACCCAGAUGCAAAGAUUAUCUUUAUGCAUAGAGAUCCGAAGGAGACAAUGGGAAGUUGGGCAAGCCUCGUAAAACAUGCCCAGCAGUCACUGAUGGACAAUGUCGACCCCGCUGCUCUCGGGCGUGAGGAGCUGAGAGCUAUGAGCACCAUGAUCAAUCGGGCCUUGGCUUUCCGGCGCUCUCAUCCGGAGCUCGCAUCGCGAUUUAUGGAUGUUCAAUAUCAGGACCUUAUAAACAAUCCUAUUGGAGUCGUCAAGAGCAUCUACCAACACUUCGGCAUUCCGCUGACUCUAGCUGCCCAAACUGGAAUCGCCAGUUUCUGUAACGAGAAUCGCAAGCAUCGCGACAAGCUGACAAAACACAUGUACAGCUUACAGGACGUUGACCUGACAGAGGGUAUGGUUCAAGAGGCCUUCAGGACAUACUAUGACUCAGGCCUCUGCAAAUACCUCUCCUCUUCAAAAUAG